AAGAUGAACACAUUUUAAGUGAUGCCAUUUUGUGGCUGUAAAGCAGAGUAACGCUGGGGUUUGCAAAACGGUUGCAUUUUGUGAAAGGAGGAGGGAAGUGCCUCCAAAAUGAGUCUCAGUGAAGAGAGAGAAGAUAAAGACACUUCCUCUAAAAUGAGUUCUCAAUUUCCUGGAUCAAGCUGUAAUCAACCCAUGAAGAAUGUGCCUUCUGCUUUCAGUGAUGCAACAGUGGCCUCUGACUUCAGUAUCAGCAGGAGGAAGAUAUUGACAUCUCCAGAACCCAGUGGUGUGUCUCUGAAGAGUAACAAAUCCAUUAUACAACCGCCUGAAUUCUGUGAUGGACGCUUAACCUCUGGACCUCCCAAAAAGAAGAAAUGUGAGUUGAUCAGAUCUGAAUCGUUCUCUACAUCCCACUAUCAAACCCACAUCACGCGGGACAAAUCUGAAUCAAUCCUUCAGACACACACAUUAGAGACUGAAGACCUGCAGAGAGUCAAAGACCAGCACAAAACCAGCAUGAAGAACAAGUAUGAGAGAUUAUUUGAGGCAUCCAAACUCCAAGGGAAUGAAACCCUCCUGAACAGGAUCUACACACAGCUCUACAUCAUAGAGGGAGAGUGUGAAGGAGUGAAUGAAGAACAUGAGGUUUUACAGAUGGAGAAAUCAGCCCGAACACAACACCCACAAGACACUCCAAUCCACUGCAAUGAUAUCUUUAAAGCCUCACCCGAACGAGGACGUGAGGAAAAAGAGCAAAUCAAGACUGUUCUUACUAAAGGCAUCGCUGGAAUCGGGAAAACCGUCUCUGUGCAGAAGUUCAUUCUGGACUGGGCUGAGGGAAAAGCCAAUCAGGAUGUAGAUUUCAUGUUUGUGCUUCCAUUUCGAGAGCUGAACUUGAUUCGAGAUCAUCAGUACAGUCUUCACAAACUUCUGUGGGACUUUCAUCCUGAACUUCAAGAUCUGGACGCAAAGAUGUAUGAGGAGUGUAGAGUUGUGUUCAUCUUUGAUGGUCUGGAUGAAAGCAGAAUCACACUGAGGUUUUCAGAUACUCAGAAAGUUUCUAAUGUGACUGAGACUUCAUCAGUGGGUGUGUUGAUGUCAAACCUCAUGAAAGGAGAGAUGCUUUCCUCUGCUUUCAUCUGGAUCACCUCCAGACCAGCAGCAGCCAAUCAGAUCCCCUCCAAAUACAUCCAGCGUCUGACAGAGAUUCAGGGAUUCAAUGAGCCUCAGAAAGAGGAAUAUUUCAGGAAGAGAAUCAGUGAUGAGCAUCAAGCCAGCAGAAUCAUCUCACACAUCAGAAGAGCAAGAAGCCUCCACAUCAUGUGUCACAUACCCGUCUUCUGCUGGAUCUCCUCCACUGUGCUUCAGAAGCUCCUGGAAGAAGAUCUGAGUGCAGAAAUCCCUCAAACUCUGACUGAAAUGUACAUCCACUUCCUGCUGAUUCAGAUCCACAUGAGGAAUCAGAAGUAUAAAGAGAGAGAUUCAGAGAACCUCCUGCAGUCCAACAGAGAAGUGAUUGUGAAACUUGCUGAAGUGGCUUUCAAACAGCUGAUGAAGGGCAAUGUGAUGUUCUAUGAGGAGGACCUGAUUGAGAGCGGCAUAGACGUCACUGACGCCUCAGUGUAUUCUGGGAUUUGCACUGAGAUCUUUAAGGAGGAAUCUGUGAUUCAUCAGAGGAAAGUCUAUAGCUUCAUUCAUCUGAGCGUGCAGGAGUUUCUCGCUGCUUUCUAUGCAUUUUACUAUCAUGUAAACACAACUAUGGAGAGUCUGAAGAAUUUUGCUUCAGUACAAAAAUUGCUUAAAGGUGCAGUAGAUGAUGCCAUUGAGGGUGAGAAUGGACGGCUGGAUCUGUUCCUACGGUUCCUGCUGGGCGUCUCACUGGAGUCCAAUCAGAGACUCUUACUGGAUCUACUGACACACACAGAGAACAGCUCAGAGAGCAUCAGGAGAACCACACAGUACAUUAAAGAGAAGAUCAAAGAUGGACAUGGUCUCUCCGCUGAAAGAUCCAUCAAUCUGUUCCUCUGUCUGCUGGAAGUGAAAGAUCAGACUCUGUCCAGAGAGAUUCAGGACUUUGUGAAAUCAGACAAACACUCAGAGGAGAAACUUUCUCCUGCUCACUGCUCAACAAUCGCCUGCAUGCUUCAGAUGUCAGAGGAGGUGCUAGAUGAGCUGGACCUCAAGAAAUACAACACAUCAGAUGAGGGAAGAAGAAGACUGAUACCAGCUGUGAGGAACUGCAAAAUAGCUCUUCUUGCUGGCUGUAACCUCACUGCUCAGGAUUGUGAAAUUGUGUCAUCAGCUCUACAAUCCUCAAACUCUGUCCUGAGAGAACUGGAUCUGAGUAAUAAUGACCUGCAGGAUUCAGGAGUGAAGCUGCUAUCUGAUGGACUGAAGAGUUUUAACUGUCAGCUGCAGAUACUGAGGUUGUCAGGCUGUAUGGUGACAGAGGAAGGCUGUGGUUAUUUGUCUUCAGCUCUGAGUUCGAACCCCUCACACCUGAGAGAACUGGAUCUAAGCUACAAUCACCCAGGAGAGUCAGGAGUUCAGCUGCUCAAUGACAAACUGAAUCAUCCAAACUACUCACUGCAGCUACUCAAUUUUGACCAUGGAGAACAUAUUAGGAUCACACCAGGACUGCAAAAAUAUGCCUGUGAUCUCACACUGGAUCCAAACACAGCAAACAUUCGUCUCUUUCUAUCUGAGGACAACAAGAAGUUGACAUAUGUCAAAGAGCCACAGCCGUAUCCUGAUCAUCCAGAGAGAUUCAAACACUAUGAGCAGGUUCUUUCUAAAGAGAGUUUCUCUGGACGCUGUUACUGGGAGGCUGAGUGGACCGGCUGGAGUUAUAUAGGAAUGACAUAUAAAGGAAUCAGCAGGGGAGGAGAAAAUCAGUGUAGAUUUGGUUAUAAUGAAAUGUCCUGGUGUGUUUUCUGUAUUGCUGACAGAUACAGUGCUUGGCAUAAUAAUAAUAACAAAGACAUACCCGUCCCUUCAUGCCGCUCUAAAAGAGUGGGUGUCUAUCUGGACUGGUCAGCCGGCACUCUGUCCUUCUACAGCGUCUCUGACACACACACACUCAUACACUUACACACAUUCAACAGCACAUUCACUGAACCCCUCUAUGCUGGAUUCAGGGUUUAUGAUGCCUCAGUGUCUCUGUGUCAGAUUAAACAACCUGCUGUGGGAAACAACUGAGACGAAUACAAAUACAGCAGGGCUGCCCUUGACAUGAAGAUGUUUCUAGUCGAGUAGUGGUCGUUCAUUUAAGCUAUAGUCGACUAAUCGCGCAACAAACAGCCUUUAUGUACAGUGGAAAUAGUCUUCACGUCCCCUUUAAAACAGCUGUUUUUCUGAUGUAAAAAUUGAAACAAAAGAUAAAUCACAUCAGAAUUUGUGCAUGUUUAAUGCAAAAAUUACAACCUAUGCAAUGUCACUAAAAACCAGUGAGAUUUCAGUGGAACAAAUAAAGCUAAAUAAAGUUGGAUUAAAUAACUGUUCACACCCCUGACCUUAUACUUGGUUGAAGCAGCUUUUGGUUUUAUUACAGAUCUCAUUUGGAUGCGAGUGUCAAGUUUGGCACAUCUUGACAUGGCAAUAUUUUCCAACUCUAUUUUUCAUUUAGCAAAAACACUGAUUCUUGAUUCCAUCAACCUUUAAACAAUGAGAAACCGCUGAUGUUUUGUAUAAGUAUUGUCAUUUUUUACAUGAAAUGUGCAAAUGCUCUGAGUUUUCUUUGUUUCAAGUUUUACAUCACUGUUUUAACAGAAGUGUGUAGACUUGUAUAUCGCUCUCUCAUGUGUGGAGCCCUGAAAAGGAACGUGAAUUAAUAUAAAAGUGUGUAAUCAUUCUUGUGUAUUGUUUUUGUUACAUAUAGUUUGUUUAGUUUGGAUGCUUUAUGAUGUUUUAUUUAACUUUAAUCCUCAUUAUUUGCUUUCAACGCAGAAAAUAAAGAUCUGAUAUUUCAAGUGCGGUUUUCUGUCAUAGAACAGCAUAAAAAGCAAUGGCUACAUUUUUGAGGCAUUUACAUUACGCAUUUUCAACUAAAAACUGAAAACUUUUUAUCCCUUAUCACUGUUCAUAACAGUGUUUUGGGGACUGAAAACGCAAAACUUUUGAAUAUGGGUUUCAAACUGCACGUUAUCAUGAUGUGGUUUUGUGUGUUUUUGUUAUUAGUGAUUCCCCGUCGAUUAUUUGUCCCAGCUGUUUCUUAUUUCUCACGCCCCCUUGUUACCUUGUCUAGCUCGUUUGUCCUUGAUUAUUUAAGCCCUGUGUUUCUGCCCUGUCUUGGUUGGUUGUUGAAUUUAUGUAUGUGAACGUUGGUGUUUUUGAAUUCUCGAGUCCUGCUUCUUGUCUUGUAUCCUGUUCCAAGUUUGUUAUUAAAGCUACACUGCGUUUGGA
Pimephales promelas (fathead minnow) is the source of this 4401-nucleotide messenger RNA. NCBI's taxonomy places the organism in Eukaryota, Metazoa, Chordata, Actinopteri, Cypriniformes, Leuciscidae. The record is from RefSeq and is a predicted model, not a curated record.